ACCAUGGCUCUGUCCUUGGAAUUAGAUGUGCUUUGAUUGAGGUGUUUCCAGAAAAAAGAUAAAAGAAUAAAAGGUGAUAACAAUUUAUUGAAAAUAAAAUAUUCAUCCCAAUUAAAGCUGACGACUAGUCAAAAUCUUCUGUCCCCAUUGAAGCUUUCUUAUAUAUUUCCCUGGUUUAGUUAGAAACUUAAUCGUUAACCCUCAUUGUUGUUCUCCUUCCCUACCCAAAAUUUUAGCAUGCCCAAAUUAAAAGCAAAACUGCCAUUGUUGGGUCACCUAAUGCCCGAUUUUGCUUUAUUUGUAAUUCUAUUCCCUGGUGUUUGUCUUGCUAGGCAACUUAUUAACCAAGAUUGCGGCUCUACUUUCUGUGGGAAUUUGAAUAUCAGUUUUCCAUUCCGAUUAAAAAACCAACCUCCCCAGUGUGGUCUCUAUGACUUUGAACUUGAGUGUGAGAACAACAAUCGCACCACUGUUGUUGCAAGAGAAGGGAAAUUCUUUGUCCAACAAAUCUUUUAUGAAAAUUAUACAAUACAAAUGGUCGAUACAAGCUUGGACACGGAUGAUUGCAACUCCCUUCCUCUUAGUUCUCUCUAUUAUAACUAUUAUAUGUAUGUUGUGAAUUGUACGGAACCUAUAAAUUCAUCACUUUAUAUUGAGGCUUCUCGUUGUACCACCAAAUCCAAUACCUCUUCUUCCCUUCCAACUUCCCAUUUCUAUUUUUUAGAUGCAAAAACUCGUCCAUCUGAUUUCAAUCAAGCUUGCACUAUUGAAGCGGAGGCGCCAAUUAUGGUUGAGAAUAUAACAGGCAUGUCUACGCCGGAUAUCUACAAGAAACUAUUAGAAGGUUUUUGGGUUGAAUGGAGUAGAUGCCAGUACCAGAGCUGUUAUAAACCAGAUGUGUUAAAAGAAGUAUUGUCAAGGUUGAAAUUUGCCUUCAGAAACUAUAUGGACAGCUUUGUACAUUUCCUUUCCAUGGCCCCAUGUCUACUACGAUAUCAAUGAUUCUAUACCAAGAA
Gossypium arboreum is the source of this 1016-nucleotide messenger RNA. RefSeq lists its product as uncharacterized. Bases 238 to 1002 code for a protein of 254 amino acids. The transcript is spliced from 2 exons. The record is from RefSeq and is a predicted model, not a curated record. NCBI's taxonomy places the organism in Eukaryota, Viridiplantae, Streptophyta, Magnoliopsida, Malvales, Malvaceae. Gene Ontology annotation, molecular function: polysaccharide binding.